AUGCAACAACAAAAUGAAGUAAAUAAUGAUGUAAAAAUUAUUCUUGUAACAGGAGGAAUUAUUUCUGGAGUUGAAAAAGGAAUUAUUUCAUCAUCAUUAGGUGUACUUAUGAAAGCAUCUGGAUAUCGUGUAUCUGCCACUAAAAUUGAUUCAUAUAUUAAUGUUGAUGCUGGAACUUUUUCUCCUCUUGAACAUGGCGAAGUUUAUGUUCUUGAUGAUGGUUCUGAAGUAGACUUAGAUCUUGGUAAUUAUGAACAUUUUCUUAAUAUUCGGCUUCGUUGUGAUAACAAUAUUACAACAGGAAAAAUAUAUAGACAUGUUAUUGAAAAUGAAAGACGAGGAGAUUAUCUUGGAAAAACUGUACAAACUGUUCCUCAUAUAACUGAUGCAAUUUCAAAAUGGAUUGAAAGAGUAGCACAAAUUCCAGUAGAUGGUAGUCAAGAUAAACCACAUGUUUGUAUUGUAGAGUUAGGUGGAACAAUUGGUGAUAUUGAAGCUGGUUUAACUCCAGAUCUUAUUAUAUGUCGAAGUGAAAAUAAGUUGACAGAUAAUUUAAAAAACAAGAUUUGUCAAUUUGGUCUAAUUGAUUCAAAACAAAUAAUUGGUGUUUACGAUUGUAAAAAUAUUUAUCAUGUACCAAGUUUGUUGCAAAAACAUGGCAUUAUUGAACUUAUUAAAAAACGUCUAUGUUUAGAUUCUUCAAAUAAACUAGCAAAAACAGUUGGUGUCACAAACAUGUUUCAAUGGUUUAAAUUUGCAAAUAUUGUUGACACAUUUACAGAAACUAUAAAUAUUGUUUUAGUUGGAAAAUAUGUUCAAAUAGAAGAUGCAUAUGCAUUAAUAAAUAAAGCCUUAAAACAUGCCGCAACACAUGCUAAAAGAAAUGUCAAAAUUAAUUAUAUUCAGUCGCAAGAUCUUGAAAUUGAAACAGAAGAGAAGAUAAAAAAAAGUGGGUUUGGUAAACGAAGAGUUGAAGGUAAAAUUUUAGCAUGUCAAUAUGCACGUGAAAAUAAGGUACCAUUUCUUAGUGUUUGUCUUGGAAUGCAAUGUGCGGCUGUUGAAUUUGCAAGAAAUGUUUUUGGAUUUUAA
Messenger RNA from Strongyloides ratti, 1089 nucleotides. Its product is annotated as CTP synthase 2. Gene Ontology annotation, cellular component: cytoophidium; cytoplasm. The transcript is spliced from 3 exons. Bases 1 to 1089 code for a protein of 362 amino acids. Gene Ontology annotation, molecular function: CTP synthase activity; identical protein binding. Lineage: Eukaryota; Metazoa; Nematoda; Chromadorea; Rhabditida; Strongyloididae. Gene Ontology annotation, biological process: CTP biosynthetic process; pyrimidine nucleobase biosynthetic process. The record is from RefSeq and is a predicted model, not a curated record.